Messenger RNA from Cheilinus undulatus (humphead wrasse), 1962 nucleotides. RefSeq names its product pyruvate kinase L/R (gene pklr). Bases 1 to 1707 code for a protein of 568 amino acids. The record is from RefSeq and is a predicted model, not a curated record. Gene Ontology annotation, molecular function: potassium ion binding; magnesium ion binding; pyruvate kinase activity. NCBI's taxonomy places the organism in Eukaryota, Metazoa, Chordata, Actinopteri, Labriformes, Labridae. Gene Ontology annotation, cellular component: cytoplasm. The transcript is spliced from 12 exons. Gene Ontology annotation, biological process: glycolytic process.
AUGGCGCUAGAUCUCACAUCAACUGUUUCACUCACAUGCACUUUUGUCCCUCCACACCACCACUCUGUUUGUCUCAUCUGCUUCCUGCAUCCAACAGCUCGUAUCAGGCGCUACUCGGAGGCGAUGACACUUCCUGACUCUUUCAUCCAGCGUCAGCAGCUGGACGCCAGCAUGGCUGACACCUUUCUGGAGCAUCUCUGUCUGCUGGACAUCAACCAAGAGCCAAUCACAGCACGCAACACCAGCAUAAUCUGCACCAUUGGUCCUGCAUCCCGAUCAGUCCCCAAACUCCAUGAGAUGAUUAAGGCAGGGCUGAAUAUUGCUCGUCUAAAUUUCUCUCAUGGCUCACACGAAUACCACGGUGAAACCAUCAAAAACAUCAGAGAAGCGGUGGAGACGGUAACCUCUGACCCACUGUAUUAUCGGCCGGUUGCCAUCGCCUUGGAUACAAAGGGCCCAGAAAUCCGCACCGGAUUAGUGAAAGGGAAAGUGGAGGAGGAGGUGGAGCUGGAAAAGGGCAGCCAUGUCCGUGUGGUGACAGCAGAGAGUGACAAAGACAAGACAGAUGGCAAGAUUAUCUGGGUGGACUAUCCCAGCCUGCCCAAGGUCCUCAAGAAGGGAGGAAUCAUCUACAUUGAUGACGGCCUCAUUGGACUCAAAGUAACAGACAUAGGCUCUGACUGGGUUGACACGGUGGUAGAGGCCGGCGGCGUACUGUGCAGUCGUAAAGGCGUUAACCUCCCAGGCUGCGACCUGAUCGGCCUGCAGGCGGUCAGCGAGCGUGAUGAGGCCGAUUUGAGGUUUGGCGUGGCUCAGGGCGUGGACAUGGUGUUCGCCAGCUUCAUCCGCUCGGCUCAGGACGUCAGGGAUGUGCGACGAGCACUGGGGGCACAUGGGCGAGAUAUCAAAGUGAUCAGCAAGGUGGAGAGCCGGCAGGGAGUUCAGAAUUUCGAGGAGAUUCUGGCUGAGAGCGACGGCGUGAUGGUUGCCAGGGGCGACCUGGGGAUUGAGAUCCCAGCGGAGAAAGUUUUCAUCGCCCAGAAGAUGAUGAUUGGACGCUGCAACUCUGCCGGCAAGCCUGUCAUCUGCGCCACACAGAUGCUGGAGAGCAUGGUAUCCCACCCACGGCCAACCAGAGCGGAGGGCAGUGACGUCGCCAACGCCGUCCUGGAUGGAGCCGACUGUGUAAUGUUAUCUGGGGAGACCGCCAAGGGACUGUUUCCAGUGGAAGCAGUCGCAAUGAUGCACUCGAUCUGCAGGGAGGCAGAAGGAGCCAUUUUCCACCAGCAGCUGUUUGAGGAGCUGCGUCGCCUCACUCCCCUCUCCUCUGACCCCACAGAGGUCACAGCCAUUGGAGCGGUGGAGUCCUCCUUCAAAUGCUGUGCUGGGGCCAUCAUUGUCCUGACCACCAGUGGAAAGUCAGCACACCUCUUGUCCAGGUACCGCCCACGCUGUCCCAUCAUUGCCGUCACCAGAACCCCUCAGGUGGCCCGUCAGUCUCAGCUGCUGAGAGGAGUGUUUCCUGUCCUCUUCCAUCCUCUUCCCGCUCCUGUCUGGGCCGAUGAUGUAGACAACAGGGUCAACUUUGGCAUGGACAUAGGGAAAGCACGAGGAUUCUUCAAGACUGGCGACAUGGUGAUUGUGGUGACAGGCUGGAUCCCAGGGUCCGGUCACACUAACAUAAUGAGAGCAGUCAAUGUCCCAUAAAAAUCUUGACUCUAAAUCUGACUGACAAGCUGGCCUGCCAGUGUUGAAGCCUCUUUUCAAUGCAGAUUCUUAUAAAGUUAAAAAAAACCUGUCUUCUGCAUAAAUGAAAUAUCUACCGCCAUCUCAAAUAUUUUAACAGAAGUUUGUCAGCAUCACAAGUGUUAUUGAAAGUCAGGGUAGAGAUGAGAACACCCAUCGCACCAGGAUGGGUCUCGUGAAUGUUGAAUUUGUGUUUAAUGUGUUUUGAAAGCAAUG